Messenger RNA from Moneuplotes crassus, 804 nucleotides. The record is from the annotation of a GenBank genome assembly. Lineage: Eukaryota; Ciliophora; Spirotrichea; Euplotida; Euplotidae.
UUGAAAUCUAAAAUGCAAACAUUCUUUGGAAAUUACUGGGGUUGUGCAGACCAGUCAAUCUUUACAGAAAGUUGUAGAUGGGGAAACCUUCAAUAUGGUGAAAACAAGGGGAACUUUUGCCAGAAUGAAAUGUACAACGGCAUAAAUCAGUUCUCUCUAGACAUUCAUAUUGAGGGUAAUCAUUCCCAAGAAUUCUCUCAAGGAGCCUGAAAUUCAGAGAUGCUUCCACAAGACUACUUUAAUUACCAAAAUCAUAUGAGAAAGCAGAAUGUGUAUGAAAGGGAUCCAUUCUUUUGUUCUUUACCUCCUGAAGAAAGAUAUCGUAUAAAGCUUAGUAGAGCUAGAGAUGAAGAUGAACUUUCUGACUACACCAGAGUCAUACAUAAUUUAGCACCUUUUAUGUAUGGGUAUAAUGAGGAAGAGAUUAGAAAGACCGGCUUUUAUGGAAUCCAGAACUUUCCUUUCCAUUUAUUAGGCACUCAGAAUGCCCAGAUAGACCAACAAGAAAUUAUAACAAAUGACUUUAGUGACUAUGACACCACUAUGCAAGAUGAUUGAGAUAACAUGUCUUGCACAUCGGAGUUUUCAGAAUCUGGCAAUGCUAUAAUGAAGCAGAAUAGUCACUCUAAUUCUUCUUGCUCUUUUGGAAUUUUUAAGCAGACCCAAGUUAAAUCAGAGGAUACCAACAUGACAAUACAAAAACUCCGUUUUGAUGAAGCCACAGACACUAAUUUCACUAUGAGCCCUCCAAGACUUGGAAGGAUACAGGAUAAGAAACAUGUGAGAUGUUACUUUAAAUAAUCC